CCUCUCACCGAAGAAAAGCAGAGAAUAGAAUGGACUGCGAUUUUAGGAACCAGAGAUCUAAGAGGGCUUGCAUGAAGCAGACUCUGCAGAUGAUGUUGCUUCUACUCGUUUGUGCGUGGUUGCUAUAUCAGAUUAAUCAAUCAAGAAGAGCUAAUAGAACAGAAAGAUUUGGUGGGGAAAUCACAAUUAUUGAGGAAUUUGGAAUUGUAUUGUUGGGGCGUAAAGUGAAUCCAUCAUCGUCAUGGUCGAAGCAGAUCCCUAUUCCCGACUCAGGAGAAGCAAAUUUUGCAGCAGAAUCUGAAAAUGAUAGAACUGAUGAGGAAAAACUAAGAAGCGGGUCAAAUCAGAAGGUGCAAGAAGAUCAUGAGAAGGAUGAAACAGAGAGAUUCUACAGUUUCCAUGAUGAAAAUGGAGUUCCACCUGAAGUUAAUGAUGAUGAAACAGGGCCUUGUGGUAAUGGUUCAGGUUUUGGCUUUAGGAAGGAAAUAAGAACCAGACAUGGAGGAAUGAACACUCGUGAAACAGUCAUAUUUUCUGGAGAUUUUCAUGAUGAUGAUGAUGAAGGUAAUUCUGAAAACAUAACCCAUUCUGAUACUUCAGGAAUCAGUGCUGGGUAUUCUUCAGCUUUGUAACAUGAUUGUUUCU
Molecule: messenger RNA, 645 nt
Organism: Neltuma alba
Lineage: Eukaryota; Viridiplantae; Streptophyta; Magnoliopsida; Fabales; Fabaceae
Exons: 2
Coding region: 30-632 (200 amino acids)
Source: RefSeq, a predicted model, not a curated record